CGCUGCUCCCAACCCGGAUGCUGUGCCUUAACAACUAUCGAUAGGUUUCUUUCCCAGUGCGCCAGGCUUUUGGGCACUGGUCGUUUCCGCCGCCCUGCAGCGCAGCUUUCCCCGCCGGGGCUCCGCAGCUGAGCCGGGAGCGCAGGUGGAUCGUGAUCCUCGAGCAGGGGAGGGUUUAAAUCCCCCUCUCGUGGUGGAUCGUGACGAGAGAGAGGGAGAGAUAGAGAUAGAGGGAUAGAUAGCAAAAGGGAGGAGGACGGACAGCCCGGUUAGAGGAGCGCCAGCCCCGCGGAGAGAGAUGGCGGAGUGCGGGCGCAGGGCGCUGUCUCUGCUGGAGGCGGCCCGCUCCCGCUACGAGAGCCUGCAGAUCUCCGACGACGUGUUCGGGGAGUCCGGGGACGACAGCAGCGACAACCCCUUCUACAGCACCUCCGGGGACUCCGACUCAGACAACUACAUGGCCGAGGCGGGCGAGGAGGAGCGGCAGCUGCUGCAGCAGCAUCACCCCCAUCAGCACCAUCAUCAUCAGCACCAGCAUCAGCACCAGCAGAAGAACAGGGGCGACGGGGACGGAGGGAUCAGCGGGGGGUCCGGCGGGGGCGGAGCGGGGCCGCCCGGCUCUCUGUCCCGCAGCCAGGCCGAGGAGGAGGGCUGGACCGAGGCUCUGCAGGAUGUCACGGUGCCGCCGUUUAAGGAGACGUACGGCCCUGCUCAGAAGUUGCCAGCCACAGCCACAGCCUUGGACUUCUUCCAGCUGUUUGUUCCCGACAACUGCAUCCAGAACAUGGUCACCCAGACAAACAUGUAUGCCAAGAAGUUUCAGGAGCGCUUCGGCUCCGAUGAAGGUUGGCGUCCUGUCACAGCCCAGGAGAUGAAGGCGUUCCUGGGCUUCGUCACCUCCACCAGUGUGCAUCGCUGCGAGUCAGUGCUCAGCAUCUGGAGCUUGGGCUUCUUCAGCAAUCGGAGCAUCGCCUUGAAGAUGAGCCAAUCACGGUUUGAGAAGAUCCUCAAAUACUUCCACAUUGUGGCUUUCCGGCCGUCGCAGGGAAGCAACCAGGGCCUUUACAAGAUCCAGCCCUUCCUGGACUCGCUGCAGCAGUCGUUCAGCUACACCUUCAGACCCUCACAGACACAGGUUCUUCACGAGCCUCUGAUAGAUGAGGAUCCCGUGUUUAUCACCACCUGCACGGAAAGAGAGCUGAGGAAGAGGAAGAAGAGGAAGUUCAGCCUCUGGGUUCGACAGUGCACCUCCACUGGAUUCAUUUGCCAGAUCUACGUCCACCUGAAGGACGGACAGGGCACCGACGGCCUGGCCGCUUUGAAGAACAAACCGCAGCUCCACAGCCUGGUGGCCAAGCAGCUUUGUCAGAGCAUUUCUGGCAAGAAUACCAUCAUCUUCACAGGGCCGUCUAUAACGAGCCUCAGCCUCUUCUCUGAAUUCAGCAAGCAAGAUAUUUAUUGUUGUGGUUUGCUGAGCACCAGGAAGAGCGACUGUACAGGAUUACCACAAAGCAUGCUGGUGUGCGGCUCCACGCCAGCGCAGCGUGGCCUGUCGCGCGUCAUGAUGAAAGGCAGCAUGUCGCUGAUCAGCUGGUACAACAAGGGACACUUCAGGUUUCUCACCAACGCUUAUUCUCCUACGAAACAAGGUUUGAUCAUUAAGAGGAAAAGCGGGGAGAUCCCAUGCCCCCUGGCCGUGGAAGCUUUCGCGGCACACCUCAGCUACAUCUGCAAAUACGACGACAAGUACAGCAAGUACUUCAUCUUCCAUAAGCCCAACAAGACGUGGCAGCAGGUGUUCUGGUUGAGCAUCAGCAUCGCCAUCAACAACGCGUACAUCCUGUACAAGAUGUCCGAUGCCUACACGGUCAAACGCUACAGCCGAGCGCAGUUCGGAGAGAGACUGGUCCGAGAGCUGCUGGACGUCGACGACUGCUCCCCCACACAGUGAGGAGGAGGAGGAGGAGGAAGAAGAGGAGGAGGUUGGAGAAGACAGAAGUGCAGCAAAACCACUCAAACACGAUCUCCAUGCUUUCAUUUACACUCACUCAUGAAGACUCCUCGGUCUGUGUCUGUGUGAUAAUACUGAAGCAGUGCCAAGCCCUAGUCUCUCCCUCAAGUUUUUUUUUUUUGUUCUUGCUCCUGAUGCCCUGUAAAUAUUCACUCACACACUAUUACAUAUUACACAAUAUUCACAAGCCAUGGGACAGUUCACCUGCCUCGGCUGUAUCUGUUAACCAAUCAGAAAACAGGAAACAAAGGAUUUUUCAGCCGGAGAUGAUUCACAAAGCAGAGUUGAAGGACGAAAUGGUGAAGCAAGGAAAUAUAUCACCUCUAAAUGAUGUCAGCUGCAACUUUAAACUUGUAUCAAAGAGUGAAAUGCUAGAAAAUGAGCCUGGGUGAAUCUCCUGUCCAGGGUAAAAGGCUUCAUUGAGCAUUUAUACGCUUCAAAAACACCCUUGACUCCGUAAGAAAAGCUUAUCAAACAGGACACUGCAUGCAUCAAGAAUGUGGAUGUGAUGUUCUCUCGUUCAGUGUGAAAAUGAUAGUGUGCUCCAGGUGAGCCUUGAAAUCUGUGUAUGUAUGUGUUUAGUAAGUGGAGUUCCCGUUUUCUGUGUGUGUGACAUUGAGCUCAAGGAUGUAAAAUGUGUGGCAACUCGUGACCCAAAUGUGUCGCUUAGCCGCAAUCGGUGUUUGCCAGAGGAAGACUGUCAGAUCACAUAAAGCAGCACACACCAACGUGUCGCCAGUGUUGGAAGGGUUUAACUCUAAUACAGCCAAUGAAAGUAAAAAGGUAGCAAUUAAGGCAACAGUUAAUUAUUUUUUUUAAACUCAUGAAAAACCCAACUGCUCAGUUGAAGCAGAUUUUGAUGAGUGUGAACUAUUAAUUUCGUUUAUUAUUAUUUUGCUUAAAGUUUACCCAUCACAAAGCAUUGAUAAUAAAUUAUUUUCUAUCAGCUGUCAAGGAAAAUCCCGUGCUCGUGUACAAUGACAACCCUCGGAUGUUCCCUGAGGUGAGAAAAUAGGUUUUUGCUACUGUCUCUCUACUCACAAACCGUAACUGUAAACUGCAUUACUUAUUGGCAGUAAAAGCUCUCCAAACCCCUCCUGUUUAAUGACAGAUAACUGGUCUUGAGCUUUAAAGAGCUGGAUAUGCACAAAAGCUGCAGUGUUGCUUGGCAACAAGUACAGUCAUGACUAUGGGUUUUGGAUGGUAAUGUGUGACGAGACUCUUCUGAAGGUCUAAGGAGCAGAAAAAGAACCGCAGGUGGUAAAUCAUGAUGAAAAUCACAGGAUUUGAGACUUACACUGAUGUGAAAAAAAAACGUAUUUGAAUAAAACUGCACCUUAUUUCUCAAGUAAUAAUACCUGUGUGUCAGCAUCUUCACAAAAGCCACCUUCUCUUGCUCUGACCCGUCACUGUGCCACUCUGGUGUUCGUGGCCUGGAGAAGGGCUUGUUUGCUUUACUCAACAUGACGCCCAGUCGCCAAAUGAUUUUUCACAAUGGACUUAUGUGGUGAGGAUUUUGAAGUUCUGGUGUGUGCUCUCUCCAUCAGCAUGGCCGUGUGAAUACAUGUGACAAUAAUGCAACUGGAUCUGUUGAGCGAUGCAGCAGGAGGACUUGUGCACUUUUUCCUCCAUCACAGUCUUGCACUUUGAGAUCUGUAAAUUUAGCGACAUGUUUAUUAGAUAAUCCUUUUAGUUUUGGUCAGAAAUAAAAUAAUAUGGCACUGUUCCUAUAGAUCUGUGUGUAUAUAUAUAUAUAUAUAUGUAUAUAUAUAUAUAUAUAUAUAUAUACAUAUACACACAGCAUAUACGAUAAAUGAGAUGGGGGGGUAAACAUGAAAGUACGUCAUUGAUGUUUAAAAUGAAUUAUUCUAACCAAAACAGAAUUUCCAGUGUAGAUGUAGAGCGUGAGCAUGUUCAUGUGUAUUUUGUUUACAAAUUGCAGAGAAUAAGUGUGUAUAUUCACUCUGUAACUGAAACUCAAGAUCGCAAUGUUUUGUUUUCUUUUUUAAAUCUUUUUCACUAAUCCAAAGCAUUCAUGUUGCUGUUGUUAAUCCUCUGUGUGAACCACUGAAUGUUGUCGUGUCUCUCAUGUUCACUUUAAACUAACACCGUCUAUCAUAGGAGGCAUUUGUGUCAUGUCACAUGUUCGUCAUCUCGUGAUUUUAAUACAGUAUUUGAUAUUGACGUAUUUCACAGUUGUCAUGGCAGUUUUUUUUUAUGUUGGCUGCAGAGCACUGUCAACAGGACUAGCAUAGGAGUGUGAGGGCCGUCACACGUUUUUACAAAGGAGUAAAGAAAACGGCUUUGAAACAUAAAUCAUGUUUUUUCUAAUUUCUAAUUGUUUUUUAUAAUUUAAUGAAUAUUUUCAAUUUUCACCUAAAAAGUGGAAAGAAAAAGACUGUUGAGUUAAAGUGUGAACCAUUUCAGGUUUGCUUUCACUUUGCUAGCUUUUUUUUUUUUUGCAACAUUUUAAUUGUUUCUGGUACAAUAAUUGCAACCACAAACAAAAUUCCAGUGGUCGCAUAGAAAAUAUUAAGGGAGAUUCAAAAUUCAGAUAUCUGAUUUUUAUCUGAUGUCAUUCUGGAUCUUGUUUAGAAAAAAAAGAAAGAGACAAAGCUUUACUCUUCAUCAACUUAAGUUUAUUCUUUAAUGCUUGUAUAAUGCUGCCCAUCUGAUAUUACAAAAUCCUGACACACUCUAUAGUAUGUUUGGAAAAGUUAUACUGCUGAAUGUCUGAAAAUAUAACAUUUUUCUGUAUUCUUGUUGCCUUUGCACAUUUCAGUUUAAAAUAUUAUCAAAUGGCAAGUUUCCAAAUUGAAGGAAAUCACCUAGAAAGACCUUUCCUUUCCACCAAACUGACAUACAGCAUUAAAAACGUACAGUAUCCAGGAUGUUCGAUUCCUUUCUACAAUUUUACACUAUCAUAUAACAUUCAUACAAGCAAGAGUCCAUAAUUUUAAAGUCAGAGGAACAGAUUUCUCCACCACAGGAAGCCUUCAUGCAAUCAUUAUUGCCAACGAGACAUGUUGCGGUCAGAGGAAAGGGCAUGGAUGCAAUCUCAGUAAAGCAGCAGGGAUGCUGAAGGAGUGUCAAUACAACUGCAAAGUAAAAUCUAGGACUGCUGAAGCAUGUGUGACUGUCAGGAGCGUCAUAGAAAUGCAGAAAUGAUCCACUUUAAUAAAUGCAGCUAUGUGACACCCAAAAAAUGGCGCAGAGCAAAGACGUGUGGCAACUGCUGAGGUUUUUCUGUUGUGCUUAUAUCACUAAUAUUCACUGAGGAACUCUGCAAAGCUAGGGUUGCUAAGCAACACAGGGAGGGGAAAAAAGGGUCAGUUUUUGAAGUUUUUCCACCGAGAGGCUUGGCUUUGUGUGGCAUCAAAUUCAUCAUUGUCUAGCAGAGAGGAUGCUCCAUCGUGAUACUGUUAUUAUGUUUAUUAAAGGGCAAUGUUAUGUUGCAGACAUUGUGAAUAGAUAAAUAACUAAAUAAAAACAAGUUAUUUAAACUCUCAGGCUGAGCUCCAGCAUGAUGUGAUUGAAACCUGGUGCAGUUAUGCAGUUCUGUCGAUCCUGUCCAUCGGUACGAGUCAGAUGGUUCAACAGUGCCUUUUCUGCUCAUUUGUUCCAUCCAUCGCCAUAUUUCAGAACGGUCCAUGUCCUGGAGUUUACUUAAUGUAGGUGACUAGAAUAGUUUAGACUGAUUACAACAAUAAAGGUGAAAAAUACCUGCCCUGCAUGUUCUGAAUAAUAUACUAGAGAAAUAAAUCUUCACUUCCAUGAAAACGUUUUUAAUGAAAAUGCUUUAUGCUGCCAUAUUUCCUCUUUCCACUGAUGUACUGACUCCGUUUAAGUACUAUUUCUCUGGAAAUCAAUACUGCAUCCAUUCCUGUAAGGUUUUUUAAUGUUUCAAAGACAUUAAGAGGCCUGGAUAGACUUACUUGUAUAGUGAGUGACUUGAGAAACCAAACUCCCUAUGAUAUGCUUCAUUUUGCUUUUAUUGGUAUGUAGAAACUUGUUCAGCUGACCCCCCCCAACAAAGUUUUGUCUCCUUUGACAAGUAGCAGAGCUACUCUUUACUGUCAACUAAUGCUAUUUUUUUCUUUAUUGUAAAUGGGACAAAGCAAGAUGCAAGACAAAUAUCUGUGUUUAGUACAGUUAUCUGGCUGCCAGAAACGGAUGCCAUGAAUUAGACUGAUUCACUGAUUCAGUUGUUCUGUGAUGAUUGAAAUGCAGUUGUGUAAAAGGUGGUGUGUGCGUGUGGUGUGCUCUGUGGUGUGCCGUCUCUGUGCAGUGCUUGACAAAUGUUUGUCAGGAUGAGUGCUACAGUUGUUCCAUCAACUAUUAGCUCUUGACGUGUUAAAAUCUGAACAUCUAUUACCUCAGGGCUUCAUAAAGAUCUCCUGUUGAUUGUAUUCAUGAAUGGAAAUAUCAAUCUGAAGUCAUCUCUUCAAUCAGGUGCUGUUGUACCAAUGUAUGCAGGAGCAUAGAAUUAGAUAUUUUAUUGUCAUUUGGCACUCAUAAAUAAUAAGUAAAGAAUGCAAUACUGAAAAUGUCAUCAAGUUUUACCAGAUAAAGUGUCAAACUUCGAAAGGUGGAAAGGUUUAUCAUUUCAUGUGGAUUGACUGUGGGCCAAAGUGUGACCCAGCUUCACAAGGGGGACCAGAAGCAUUUGUGUAUAUGUGCAUGUAGUGUUAAAAUAUGGUGAAAUACUGGCUCAAGUAACUGUUUGGUGAUGACUUGUACGAGGCUGCUGUGUAAAUGUGUUGUCAUUAAA
Messenger RNA from Cololabis saira (Pacific saury), 6782 nucleotides. It is a transcript of the gene pgbd5, whose product is annotated as piggyBac transposable element derived 5. Gene Ontology annotation, cellular component: nucleus. Gene Ontology annotation, biological process: non-replicative DNA transposition. Gene Ontology annotation, molecular function: transposase activity. Bases 299 to 1951 code for a protein of 550 amino acids. The record is from RefSeq and is a predicted model, not a curated record. The transcript is spliced from 7 exons. Lineage: Eukaryota; Metazoa; Chordata; Actinopteri; Beloniformes; Belonidae.